AUGGAUGCUUAAUGUGUUUAUUAAGAUUGGAUACGAUUUGAAGCUCUGAUUUUACAAGAUUAUCUAAAUAGGGGAAGAAUUAAGUAAUUUAAAAUCUAACACACUUUUAUUUCAUCUAAAGAACACAUUGAGAUUGAUUGCAUAAGGAUUAAGCAUAAAUGUUAUAUAAUGUUUAAGUAUUCAAAAAGGGAUGGGUUCUACAAAUAUUGUUAAACCUUUAUAUCAAUGUGUUUUAUUUAAUAAAUUAGAUUCUUAUGUGGAAAACAGAAGGCUUAAUGUAUAAUCUCAAUAUUUGAAUUCAUUAUUAGAAAUUAAAGAAAUAUUACCUCAUUUUGAAAAACAAUAACCCUUAUAAAUAUUAGAGAGUCCUUACAAUAAGAAAGAAGAAUACUUCUUUAUAGUAAGUUAAUUUUAAGAAUUACUUUUUUUGGCUUAAAAUAUUAAAGAGUUUAGAAUAGAUUGUUUUUUGCAUACAAUAAAUUGUUUUGAGUAUUAUUGUUAUCUUUUGAUACAUAAUGAUCUUUAUUCUCAAAUAAAGUAACUUUAAUUUGAGCUGCCUUCAUAUGAAAACAAUUUUGAAAAUCUUGUAAUAGCUCAUCAUUAUAUAACAAAAUAGCAUAAGAUCUUCAAAUUUAAAAAUUUAAGUAAUUUACUCCUCUUGCUUAAGAGAAAUAUUGGAGAACUUAACACUAUGUUCUUAAAUUUAUGA
Molecule: messenger RNA, 709 nt
Organism: Paramecium sonneborni
Lineage: Eukaryota; Ciliophora; Oligohymenophorea; Peniculida; Parameciidae
Source: the annotation of a GenBank genome assembly